AUGAACUCUCGUGCAGAAAUUUCAGUGUGGACUGAAAAUGACACCCUGAUGUCAUUCAGUGUCGCAGAAGCCUCAGCAAUUAUCAGAAAAUUUUGCAGGUUUUCCACUUCAUCCCAACUGCUUCCAGUAUUGGGGAACCUUGCAUCUGGCCUGUGGGAGGAAGCAGGAGUAGACCCGCAGCUGGGUGAGUGCAGGGCGCUCGGUCACCGGCUUCCUCUCAGCGAGGUUGCCAAGCGAAGGCUGAAUUUCUUUACCAAAGGCGGCCGCAGAUCUUAUCGGGCGGCUUUUCUGCAGCUACAGCUACUUUCUCUGGAUUUUGGUCACCAUUCCUGCCCUUGCCAUGGUACCAGUGAAAUCACUUACAAGAAACUAAGCAACUGGAUAGGCUCAGCCAACAUGAAAGACACAGCUGUGGUCCUGUACCUGCUCCAGCUCAGACUUCAUGGGGACCAUGAAGACUUGACUUCCAUACUGGCAGCUUUGGGAAUGACGGAUGUCUUUAACCACUCAAGGACUAACUUGUCUGGCAUAACUGCAGGAGGAGGCCUCAGGGUCUCCAGGAUAAUCCAUAAGGCUAUGUUAGAGGUUAUUGAGACUGGUUCAGAGUUCACACUUAACAACCAAACAAGCAAAUUGGAAAAUCCUGAACUCUUCAAGGUGGAUCGUCCUUUUCUCUUCUUUAUCUUACACAAGGAAACUAAGAUGAUUCUCUUCUAUGGAAGAGUCUGCAACCCUUAA
Molecule: messenger RNA, 738 nt
Organism: Lipotes vexillifer (Yangtze River dolphin)
Lineage: Eukaryota; Metazoa; Chordata; Mammalia; Artiodactyla; Lipotidae
Source: RefSeq, a predicted model, not a curated record